AUGAAUCCCGACUCGCCUGAUGAGCAUUCUCACAACCGAACAGCUAAGUUGGUGGCAACUGUUCUGCAAGGACAAGGUUCCGUAAAGAAUGAAAAGGUGGAGUGGAGUGGAAUCGUGUUGUCAGAGUUGAUAAGAGCUGAGAAGUUUAAAGGAGGCAUUUGUGGAGAUAAGGAUAUGAACUACUGUAGUUACUUAAACAGAGUGCGGAAGAAUUACUUGAAAAAUGAUGAAGAGCCGUUAUCAUGGAAAAUGCUCCCUGCUCAGAAGGAUCAUUUAUCUUUUGUGGUCUCCUUCAAGACUCAUUCCACCUGGGGAUACUCAGUCACCCUAACCUACCUCGUACAAAUGGAAUUGAUUGUGGAACGCGGUUGGGGUCAUUUCGACAUCAUUGGAAUCGAAGAAGUCGGAGCGUGCACCGAACACGGAACAGUCCAAAUGGAUCAAACGGAUGUUGGUGUUAAUCUAUCGGAUACAGAGCAAAAAGAUAUAUUGCAAUGGAUGAGAUUCCUUGACUACUAUGAUAAGGUGCCGGAAGGAGUGAUUUCAUCGGAUUGGCUCAUGUUUCUUGCGGGGGAUGAAGAGUUUGCUGGAAGUGUUUGUAUCGAUGAAAACCAAGUGGAACUCAAGAGAGAAGAAAUGAGGAACUGGUGGAAGAAUUUCGUUAAAAUGUAUCAUCCGCCAGCUGGAUGGAAAAACUACACAACAUCCAAUCUGAUUGGUUCGGAAGAGAAAAAACACACGUUCCGUAUCAAUAUGAUUGUCCAGAUUGGAGACAAAGAGAGUCAUCCGUUGGAGACGUUUGAUUAUAAACUUUUAUUGAAUCAUAAUCUAGGUAAAUUUGGAAAUAUUGAUCGAUUUGAAGUGAUGUGUAAACCGACGCCGAUAAGUGAGCAAGAGAAAAUGACAAAUCAUGCGAAGGCUUAUAAAGAAGUUAUAGGAAGGAGACUUCAAAAGAUUAUGAAAAGUCCUGAAAUGUGGUAUAAAUCUAUUGAUACUCUGAAAGAUCUGGCUAGUCCCAAAGGAUAUGAGAUUCUGAAUUGUGCGGGAAAACGAACUGCUCUCGAUGAGCCAAAGAUCACAACUAAUGACUUUGCAAAAGUUGAGCACAGUUUUUGGGAGGCAAACAAGGAAACGAAUGGUAGAAUGGAGGGAUAUGAUCUGGAGUCUCCAAACUCCAUCUCCAUAGGAAUCAAAGAAAAAAUAAAACUAGAGAUCUGGAUAGUCUGGACACCAUUCAAGGAGAACGAAGCGCAUGAAUCAGAGUGGAAGUUUGAUUUGGAGUGGGAUAAACGUCUUUAG
Messenger RNA from Caenorhabditis remanei, 1299 nucleotides. RefSeq lists its product as uncharacterized. The record is from RefSeq and is a predicted model, not a curated record. NCBI's taxonomy places the organism in Eukaryota, Metazoa, Nematoda, Chromadorea, Rhabditida, Rhabditidae. The coding region runs from base 1 to 1299 and encodes 432 amino acids. The transcript is spliced from 6 exons.